Messenger RNA from Vitrella brassicaformis, 1701 nucleotides. Lineage: Eukaryota; Vitrellaceae. The record is from the annotation of a GenBank genome assembly.
GCUCACUCGCAAGGUUCUCUCUACCUGUACACUAUAACCCACCCACCCACUUGAGGUAUGUCCGUGUGUGUCCGCGCAUCCGACCGACCGCCUGACUUGAGGUUUUCUUGCUGGCUGCUGUGUGUGGCGUGGUGCGGGUGGACUUGCUCUCACUACUUUCCCUUCCUGGGUGAUGUGUGUGUGAGGGAAGGUUUCUCGCUCGAUAGCUCAUUUUUGAAUCCGCCUCUUGAUAAUAUGACACAUCGACUGACUGGCUGACCGAACCAAACACAAGGUGGCUUGUGUGUCAUGAGAAAAUCAACGAUUCAUGUGCGAUGACUGAAUUCGUGUACGCAGGUCCACACAGACAACGACACACAACAUAGUAUUCAGGCCGCGACACGACUCCAAUCCUCAUCCAUCGACGCAGACAAAAAUCACAGUAUGACAAAUACGUGUAGGUAGCUUAAUUGUCUGGGCUGGCUGCUGUAUGUGCACACUUGGCAAAUACGUUACGUGUAAUUACACAACACCGCUCGCUCGUCGCCUCGCUCAGCCAGCCAGCCAGCACGAGAAAGAUACCAACCCACGCACCCUCGCCAGCCCCGAUACUGUAUUAACCGAACCAAACACUCCGCCUGCCUCUCACGACACAAAAUGCAUCACACCCUCUGGAUAGGGUUAUCCGCAGCCAGCUGCUUGCCUCCCCCACCGCCACCACCGGCGGCCGCCCCAGUGCCGACAGGCUGCAUCUCCACCCCAUUCUUGGUGUCUAUCGCGUACGAGGGCGCCGGGGCGUCGUUGUCGGCAAACGGGUUGGCUGUGGCCUGUGCCGCCUGGUAUGUGGGUGGCGGCAGUGACUGCGGCUGAUAGGCCACCACCGAAAGGGCGUUCCCGCCAAGAUGGCCGCCCAUUGCCGGGAUGUACGGGCGGUUCUCGGCAAUGAAUUGCUCGGAGCCGCAUGCCGGCGAGAACAUCAGUGCCGUCUUGCAGAAGUCGGUCUUGACGAGCACACCGUCCAUCAUGUCGGUAAGGGUGCCGGCCGCACGGCCGAAAUAGCAGUGCGGCCGACAGAAGCCCACUUGCACAAUGUCUGUCACAUCGCUGAACCGCAGAGAGUUGUUGCACAUCCACGUGCGCAUCAGGAAGCCCACAGGAGUGCGUUCGACCUUCUUGGGGAUCUGCAUAAAUAUCACAAUCAUACAGGCUACCAACCUGCACACACACACACACACAAGGGUACCCGUUGGCUUUUGUCUUGCAGUCCUAUUGUCUGUCACUCACGCGAUCAUCCAGAUGACGAAUGUGCUGGGGGCAUAAGACGCUCCUGGCAGCGAUGUGAUGAUGAGCAUGAAGACCAACAGGCCAAUCACCGCACCGAAGGAUAUCUGCAAGCAACCAUCGACAACCAAAACCGUCCAGUCCUUUUCCUGUCUGCCUCUGCCUGUCUGUGUGUCUGCCUGUUUGCUUGCCUCCUGUCUCUCUGUCUGUCUGUUCUGUGUCUGUGUGUCAACCUCUCGCCAUCUGUGUGUGUGUGUGCAGUCACCGUGAAGAGGGGAGUCUUCCUGAUCUCAUACGUCUUGAGCAGCGGAGCGAAGUCCUCAGCGGGCGGGCUGACAGGCACGCCGUAAGUGCUCGUCGGCAAAGUUCCUUGCACCAUCGGAACAGGCACUGGGUCCAUCAUCGUGGCCUUGCCCGGAUCUUCGCAGCGUCGUGUCUGUG